Molecule: messenger RNA, 1107 nt
Organism: Alligator mississippiensis (American alligator)
Lineage: Eukaryota; Metazoa; Chordata; Crocodylia; Alligatoridae
Product: olfactory receptor 6M1
Exons: 1
Coding region: 1-1107 (368 amino acids)
Biological process (GO): G protein-coupled receptor signaling pathway
Cellular component (GO): membrane
Molecular function (GO): olfactory receptor activity; G protein-coupled receptor activity
Source: RefSeq, a predicted model, not a curated record
AUGACUGUAUUUGUUUGUGCCAGAGUCAGUGGUGGAGAGGGAACAGAGAUUGUUGCCUAUGGAGGCUGGGAGAGUGAGAAAGAGACACAACAAGGCAGGGAGGAUGCUGUUGAGCUGAUUAAUGGUAUUCAUGUUUCUUCCUUGAACAGUGCACAUAUUAUUGGCAUGAGGACCUAUAACUUCAACAGUACAGCGACAGAAUUUGUUCUCUUGGGAUUUCCCCUGCCGUGGCCAUGGAACUUCCUAUUUUUCCUGGUGCUACUGGGCAUCUUUACAUUGACCCUGAUGGGAAACCUCAUCCUUAUAUCCCUGGUGUUCACAUAUCCUCAGCUUCGCACUCCAAUGUACUUCUUUCUUUGUAACCUUUCCAUCCUGGAGAUCUUUCUCAUUGCCUUCAUUACCCCCAAGAUGCUGGAGAACCUGCUAUCAGAUGACAAAACGAUCUCUUUCUGGGGCUGCAUGACUCAGUGCUACUUCUUCUUCUUUCUAGGCACCACUGAAUUUACACUCAUUGCUAUCAUGUCCUUUGACCGCUACAUUGCUAUCUGCCACCCUCUGCACUACGCCAUCAUCAUGAAUGACUAUGUCUGUGCUCUUAUAGCUUUGGUCUGUUGGUUGGGAGGAAUCCUUCUUCCCCUUUCUGCCAUGACCCUGCUGUUCAAGAUGCCAUUCUGUGGCCCCAACAUAAUAGAUCACUUCUUCUGUGACUAUGCUCCUCUGGUCCUGCUAGCCUGCACUGAAGACACAUUUCCUUUAACCCUGCAGAUAAUCCUUGCUGACAUUGUUGAGGGCAUUUCCUUGGCUUUCACACUUGCAUCUUACCUCUACAUUAUCACCACCAUUCUGCGCAUCCCCUCAACCUCAGGCAGACAGAAAGCUUUCUCCACCUGCACCUCUCACAUUACCGUGGCCUCUAUUUUCUACGGCAGUACCGUUUUCUUGUACUGCCUGCCCACCCAGAGACGCUCCCCUAAUGUUCAGAAGGCAGUAGCUCUGCUAAUAGUGGUGGUCACGCCAUCCUUGAACCCAUUCAUUUACAGCCUGAGGAAUGAAAAGGUCAAGAACGCCUUGAGGGACUUUGUAAGGAAAAAAGUGUUUCUAUGCUAA